AUGAUCGAGACUACCCUCUGGAUGGUUCCGUCUGCGAGCGCAGCACUGGCGAUACUGGCUAUAUUUACCUUGUUCCAGGCCUGCCAGAUGUUAUACUGGUCCAGGCUCCAUGUCCUCUCCAAGAUCCCCGGGCCCAGGUUUCCGGCCGCGAGUUCUCUUUGGAUCCGCUGGCAGAGAUGGCACGGCCGGCUGUCCUUCGCAGCGGACGGUCUUCUGUCGAAAUACGGGCCCAUCGUCCGGAUCGCGCCCAACAUUGUGCUCGUCAACGAUGUGCAAUCCGUGCAGAGCCUCUUCAUGCGACAGGACCUCGACACGGCGCCCAAGGCUAUCCGGGCGCUGCGCAUCGGCGGCCACGACUGGACGGUCACGUACCCACAGAACGCGGUUGCUCGCUCGCGCCGCCGCCCCGUCAUGAUGGCGACGACGACCAAGGCAAUGCGGUAUUGGCAGCCCAGGUUCGAGCAGAACAUCGCGGAGAUGAUCGUCGAUCUAGGUGCAUCUCAGGGGGGUGAUCCGGAAGACAUUGUCUAUCACUUACGUAUUGCGACGCUUCUGAACUCGCAGAUUGUCAUGGCCGGCUCUCAGGCGAAUCUGGAGCCGGGAGACUUCCCCCAUGUGGUUGGCGAGUAUAACUUCCUAGUUGUGUGGCGCCUCUGCCUCCCUGAAUGGCUCUUCGAAUGGUUAAAGCUGAGCCCCUUUCGGCAUGCGGCCUUUCGCGUUCGCUCCAGCGACGCCUUGUUGCAUCUCGGUAGAGAUCUCGUGGAGCAAGCGGAAAAGGGGGCGGGAAAUGGCGAUGCCAACGACGUGUCCGCGAUAUCCGUAUACGAUCAGCUCAUGGCGAACAUGAAGUACGAGGAUGAGAGCGAGAGCAAGAACGAGAGCGAGAACGAGAGCAAGAGCAAGAGCAAGAGCAAGAGCAAGAGCAAGAGCAAGAGCAAGAGCAAGAGCAAGACCAAGAGCAAGAGCAAGACCAAGACCAAGACCAAGACCAAGACCAAGAGCCAAAUUAGCGCCGAGAUGGCUGGUCAGAUCCUCGCGGCUACCGAGACCACGUCGUCGGCACUCGCUUUCAUCUUCUAUUAUCUCGCCCGAGAUCCGAAGCUGGUCGAGGCCAUGCACGCGGAGCUCCAGUCCGUCGAGGGCUUCAACGGCAUCGAGAACCUCAAGCUGCUCAACGCCUGCAUUACCGAAGGCCUGCGCUACCGCCCGCCAGUAGCCCUGACCGGGAGCCGCGUCGUGCCUCGAGGCGGCCUUCACAUUCUCGGUUACUUCGUCCCUGCAGGUACCGUCGUGACCACGCAGUCGCUCUCGCUCAGCCGGCAGCGACCCGACCUCUUCCCCAACUACGACGAGUUCGACCCGAUGCGCUGGCUCGACGACGACGACGACGACGACGACGACAAGUCUGUACAUACUGAGCGACGUCGCUGCCUUGCGCCCUUCGGGAUGGGCGCCCGUCGCUGCCCGGGUGGCAACAUGGCCACUUUCCAGAUGCGCAUGAUCCUGGCGGCGGUUAUCCGCGCUUUUCGCGUGUCAGUUGCGCCUGAGACGACGCCGCUCUCUAUGGCGCCGUUCGAAGCGAACGGCUUCCGGUCCCGUUGGGACGCGUGCCGCCUUGUCUUCACGCCGCGAGAUCUGCGGCCGCAGCCUGGGCCAAGGGGAUGUGAGUGCGGGACCAAGUCCACAUGCGAUUGUGUCGAGUGUCACUGCGUGCACUAUGAGGAGGAGGAGCAUUAAGUCAACUCGAAAACAGGGUCAGAAUAUCAAACAUUUGCUUGCAGACGAAGGAUAGGAUGGAUGACAGAGUGUAGGAUACAGAUGAUAUAUUAGGAACUAGGGACUUGAACUUGUGGAUACUCACCACGACAACACCGUAGCUGCAGCACCUAGAAAGAAUGACACCGAGUUCCAGGCCAGCUUGUCAGUUGCAUGACUUUGGCAAGUGGUUCAAUGACAAGUC
Molecule: messenger RNA, 1960 nt
Organism: Mollisia scopiformis
Lineage: Eukaryota; Fungi; Ascomycota; Leotiomycetes; Helotiales; Mollisiaceae
Product: cytochrome P450
Exons: 2
Coding region: 1-1737 (578 amino acids)
Molecular function (GO): oxidoreductase activity, acting on paired donors, with incorporation or reduction of molecular oxygen; heme binding; iron ion binding
Source: RefSeq, a predicted model, not a curated record